UUCUGACCACUUUUAAUGUUUUUCAUCUUCAUGGAAUUUUACUUUUGAAGAACAACUCACCUUUUAAGCACACUUUUGAUAAUUUAAAACGCUUAUAAUUUCUCUUCUUCAUCUAUUUAAUCCCUCAACCAUCUAUUACUGUCGGGUUUUGUUCUUUGUGAGUAGCAAUUGAAGUCUGGGUGUGGCGACAAGAAAGGUUGGGUCUUUGUGAGUAGCGAUUGGAAUCAGAUCCAUCCAGGUCUAUAUUUCUUGCUUUCAAUUGGUGAUCGGAAUCAGAUCCAUCUUGUAGUGUAGAGCAUAUUGCUGGAUGCCUAAAGCGAGAGGGGACUUCUACCGAUCGGGGUAUGAGGGGUCAAAUACAGUCAGAUUCAAUGCAGAUAGGACUUGCUAUGCAACAUUUGGGUGUCGAACAAUGUUGACACUGCGUAUGGGACAGUCUUAUGCAGUAUCAGUUGUGAAUGUUGGACCAGCAAUUUAUAUUUCUCCAUCAGGGCCAAAUCCUAUAAUGGUGCAGAUGACAGUGAGAGAGGCUCUCAACUCCGCACUUGAUGAGGAAAUGUCAGCAAAUCCUAAAGUCUUCUUGAUGGGUGAAGAGGUUGGGGAAUAUCUAACCUUUAACCCUUCCAGCUCAUGUGAUGAAAAUAACAAUCGUUUAAAUCAGAGGAAUGAUUUCAUUCACUUGGAGGGACAACUUCUUAGAGCUCAAACUGUGUCCCAACACACUGCAUGGUUCCAAUCCAAUUAAUGUGCUUUCACUGAACAAUCACAUGUUCUUAGGACAAUUUCAUCUUGAAGUCAAGAGUCACUGAACGAUCAUUGGUAUAUAAAGGAUCUAUAACAGCGUCGAGUCCGACGCCGUAGUUGGAGGUUGAUCGGUGACAUUGCAGAAGUGUCCUGCCUUAUAAUGUUGAAGAGGAACCGUUGCUGAACACCGUUUAAACCUUCCACCUCCGUCUUUUCCAUGCCGCCACCGCCAAGUUCCAGUGAACAAACUCUAGCUUAUUUUCCAGGUUAUAAUUGAUUCACAUCCUUUAAUAGUGGCUUUACUUGCAGCUUUGUUAUUUGGUGUGUGAUUGAAGCCACUUGGAGGAUUUAUGUGUUUUGGAUCUAAGAUUAGUGUAUUUGCAUACUCAAAUCUUUUGGACUACAAUGAUUCUGGAAAUGUGAGCUCAUUACGGAAAGUCGACCAUUUUCCACAUUAAGGUAAAUUUAUCCUCCUUCCCACAGAGCACGCUAUAGUUUUUCAUUUUUUUUUUUAAUAUUCAAUUGCUUUUCUAACAUUUUACUUGUGCGGUUGUGUUUAUUAGCAGUAGAGAAAAUGCUAAAAGGAAUGCAUGUAUAGUUUUAUCAUCCUUGACAUGAUGAGGUAUUAUUUUUCUUUUUUUCAUCCAUUCAUCUUUCCCCCCUUCAUUCUGUCACAGUGAUCUUAGAGUUUUGGCUUCCUGCAUCAAAACUUGACAGCGAAAAAUUUCAAGGAAUGAACAUUCUUUGGUAUAUUUGAGUUGGUUCAUACGUAGUAUUUAUCUUAACCCAAUUAUAUCAAUCACAUUGAAUCAAGAAUUUGAGUUGGCUCGGUUUUAUUUAUGCUACUGUAUUGACCAUUGAUUUGUCAAUUUCCUUAAACUGAAUUAUUGUUAUUUGGUUUCUUUCUCUUUCUGGUGUGAGUAUUUAACUUUAAUUAAAGCAGCUGUUAGAAUAUUAGGGAACAUUAACACAAGAAGAUGUUAGGGGAAUAUGCUUUUCUUUGGUUAUUGAUAUGUUUAUAUUUUAAAAAUAUUCAACUAAGUACCUUUAUUUAAUUUAUUCAGCAUUACAGUAGGGUAGGUUUCUGCCUAACUGUAGGUUAAUCAAGGACUAUUACUUCAUGUGACUGAUAACUAUUGGUGUAUAAGUUGUGGCACUUUGUGGGUGGGGUGUGUUAAGUGCAUGAUAUGAGAAGGUAGAAAAUGACAAUGAAACUGGACUUAGUUUAUUCACUUCAAAUCCAAUAAACUAAUUGCUUUUUGCCACCUGCUCAUUUUGAUUCCUACUAGUGGGUGGGUUAAAUUACAUGGACAUAUGUGAAAUUAACAAUUCUCAUCUGUGAUUUGAAUUCCCUCAUUGAUGGUGGGGUGAAUAUUAAUCCUUGGACCCAUAUUCUAUGAUGCCAAGGAGAAAAAAGGACUGAAAGAGGGUUGAUGUUGUUGUCUUUUCUUUUCUUUUGCUUCCCCAUUAUAUGUUUUUAUUUAUGUGAUUGGUUGAUAAUUUAGAUUAUGCUAUUUUAUUACACUAUUUGAGUGGUGAUAGCCAUCUAUUGUUUUAAGUAUAAAGGUUUAUUUGGCAUGCAAUAGUAGGAUUGGAGUAUGAAAUUUUCUAUGUUGUGACUUUACACCCUCUCUUUUUUCCCUAAAUGGUAUGUAGUUCAUAAUUCUUUGUGGCUUAUUUCUUCAGUAAAUUAUCAUAGACUCUAUUUACAUUGAAGCUGACAACUAUUCUGUUGUUUCUUUUUCAAUGGGUCUUAGUAACAAAGCCAGAAUGACAAGGUAGAUCUCAUCCAUUGUGGCUGGGGUUGAUUAAGUGAAGUUUGAAUUUGAGAGACGUGUUAUUUGGGUUAUGUUUUUAUUUACUUAGUAUUGGGAUUGUUUUUGUCAGGAUUACUAGGAUUACUGUUUGUGGUUUUUAAGUUGUGGUUUUUUUUUCAUGUUUAUUUUAUAGUUUCAAUAAUGUGUAUUGUUUCUGAAUUGGUUCUUAGUAGCAAAGCGAAACUGAGAAUAACAAGGUAUAUAGAUCUCUUCUCUUAUGAUUUGUUUUCUUUAGUUAGUAGUACCUAAUCAUUUAGGUCGACUAUAUAUUGUCAAUGAUUUUGUUUUUGUAUCAUAUAAGAGAUUGAAUUGAGCUUUUUUUUUUUUAUAUAUUUAGAUUUUGCUC
This is a messenger RNA of Lotus japonicus, 2907 nucleotides long. RefSeq lists its product as uncharacterized. Gene Ontology annotation, molecular function: polyubiquitin modification-dependent protein binding; misfolded protein binding. Bases 308 to 745 code for a protein of 145 amino acids. The record is from RefSeq and is a predicted model, not a curated record. NCBI's taxonomy places the organism in Eukaryota, Viridiplantae, Streptophyta, Magnoliopsida, Fabales, Fabaceae. Gene Ontology annotation, cellular component: BAT3 complex. The transcript has 10 exons.